CUUAACACAACAGGAAUUGUCGUAAGGAUGGCUGCUACCGGUGGCAUUCGGCCGUCAUAGCAGCUGCUCAUAGGCACCGCUGUGCUGCUGCAGGAUGCCCUGGUCCUGGUACGUCGACGCUGCCUUUCCCGCUGCUUGUGUGUUUGGUGGUGCAUACUAUCUCACCACCCGGUAUCGUCACUCGCCUAAACAGCCCAUCCCAACAUCGUCCUCACCGCAAUCGGUCACCCAGAUUGAGGCUCCAGCGGUGGAAGUAGUAGGAGCACAUUCUCCAAGCCGAUUGGGAUUCUCCAAGCCUGGUUCUCGGUGUACCAUCCUCCUGAUGUUCCGCUGGCCGAUCCUAUAUGGACAUCGCUACUAAACCGGGGUAAGAAUGCUUCAGACAAAUGGCGAGUAGCAGCAAAUGAAUUAUCUCGAAAACUAAGCGUCGAAGGAGAAACGUUCUCUUUCGCUACACGCAUCCAAAUCCCGAUGUAAAUUGAAGUGUUCGAUGGCUUUUUCCAUCACGAAUCAUAUACCAAAAUUCGGUUCAUUUUCCGGAGCCCGUUUUCAAAUGACAGCCCGUGGCGCGUUCUGCAGAAGGACUUUGACUCCGAUUUUGAGUAACGAGUGUUGGUCGUACCUACGCAAAUGGUCGUUCCAAAUUUGGUCUACUAGCCGCGCUCUAUCCAACGAGGGAUAACAAUGGAUCCGGGAAGGGUGAAAAAACAUUCCCACACCUGUGUGUAAAACGGUGAAAAUUUCACACAAAAUCACGUUUUUUGACUGGAAGAGUCGAGCUGAGUGGUUCCUAGGAGGACACGCUUGUGAGACAAAAGUUGCACAACUUGUACCGACGCGUCUGUCGCUGCCUGAUAUAGCUUUGUAUUAGCUUCCGUUCGAAAGUAAUUUGACGUUUUUCCUUCCUGCAGUAUGGAACAGGGAGGGCGGGAGGAGGUGCAAUACCCCACCGUCGGAUAGUACUUGGCGAGAGCUUUCCAUCGAUGCCCCGCACGCACGCCCUUAUAUAAGCUCGCGUUCGAAAGCUAUGCUCAUGUAAAGGUGGCCUAUCAAAAUUUGUGUUCGUGGAUCGGCGUCGGCAGUGGAAAACAUCCCCACAAUGUACGUUUGAAGUUGAUGCUAUCCGGCGAGGAAGAGUGGAAAAUCGCAAUCAUUGCAAACUCGAAAAUUAACUCGUUUUAUAUAGGCAUUUGUACAUUUCAAUUUAUUCCAAUGCUAUACGUGUAUUUUUACAUGGAAUCUUACACUAAAAUACAAUAAAUACAUAUUUAUUUCCCUUCA
Anopheles merus is the source of this 1281-nucleotide messenger RNA. RefSeq lists its product as uncharacterized. The transcript is spliced from 2 exons. Bases 95 to 361 code for a protein of 88 amino acids. The record is from RefSeq and is a predicted model, not a curated record. NCBI's taxonomy places the organism in Eukaryota, Metazoa, Arthropoda, Insecta, Diptera, Culicidae.